Agrilus planipennis (emerald ash borer) is the source of this 6079-nucleotide messenger RNA. It is a transcript of the gene tho2, whose product is annotated as THO complex subunit 2. Gene Ontology annotation, molecular function: mRNA binding. The record is from RefSeq and is a predicted model, not a curated record. The transcript has 22 exons. The coding region runs from base 417 to 5051 and encodes 1544 amino acids. Gene Ontology annotation, cellular component: THO complex part of transcription export complex. Gene Ontology annotation, biological process: mRNA processing; mRNA export from nucleus. NCBI's taxonomy places the organism in Eukaryota, Metazoa, Arthropoda, Insecta, Coleoptera, Buprestidae.
AUGUAUCUGUCAACAUACACAUUUUUAAUCAUUUUCAUGAUUUCAAGAGAUUUGAUUCUCUCACCAAUUGUUUAUUCUAACUUUUAUUGUAGAAUGGUGGAUAGUUUCAGAAAAUAAUAGUUUUUGCAUACCUUUGUAGGAAAUAUAGUGCAUUUUGCUCCAGUUUGUUUUGUUAACGUAUGCUGAUAUUUACGUUGCUUUUUUUUACUCGGGGAUGAUAGACCUUCUGGACGUUUUUGAAUAAUAUUUUCAGCCAGUUCCAUUGCAAUAACCACAACGGUAAUGUUUAUCAAAUUUGUGAAAAUGCUGCCUACCCGAUAUUUCACGAAAAAAUAAUUCAAAACGGCUAUUGAGCUACAAUUUUACCGAUAGAAGAGCAAACGUGUGCAUGUGUGCAUUUAUGAACAUUUAAGAAAAUGGCUGAUACGUUAAAUUCGGAAAUUUGGAAAAACUGGGAUAAAACUGGAAAGACUGAAUUUACAAAAACGUGUGUGCAACUAUUAAAAGAUGAAAAAUGUAGUCCUACAUUUGAUAAAAAGGGGAAAUUCAGUAAUCUUUCUGGAUAUAUCAAUGCCCUUAUAUCAAAUGGAAUCAAAGGAGUAAUUAAAAGGGAAACCGUGAUAACUAUAUUACAAGAACUUAUUACUCUUCAUAGCGAUGUACCUUCAUUAAUAUUAGAUAUUUUAAAUGUAAGUGAUGCGGAAACAUCUGUGUUUGAUGGACAAAAGGAAGAAUCUAAAGAACGUCAGAAUUUCUGUUACUUAGUUAAAGAAUGUGAAAAGUUUUUAUCAGACAAGCUGUUAAAAGAAAGGCUUGAAAUUGAUACCUUACAGGAAGUGGGUAUCCUAAAAAAUAGAAGCUUUUAUACAAAAUUUAUCAAGGUCAAAACAAAACUAUAUUAUAAGCAGCGAAAAUUUAACUUGUUUAGAGAAGAGAGUGAAGGCUUUGCUAAACUAAUAACGGAGUUAAAUCAAGAAUUCAGCCAGAAAACAUCACAUACACAGUUAUUAGAUAUAGUAAAAUCAUUAAUUGGCUGUUUCAACUUAGAUCCCAACAGGGUGUUAGAUGUAAUUCUAGAAAGUUUUGAAAACAAGCCUGAGGAUUCAAAGAUAUUUAUUCCUCUUGUUAAAUCAUACAUGAAUGACCCAAAAAUAAUUGCUGAAGUCUUGGGUUCAAAAUACACGUUUUAUCAAACUUCGGGAGAUUCUACAGUUCCUAAAGCACUAUACAUACUGACAGCUCAACUGUUACAACAUAACUUGGUAUACUUAGAUGACAUAUAUGUCUGGUUAACUCCUGAAGACAGGAUUAUGCACAAAGAAUGGGAAACGGACAUGCGUGCUGCUAAAGAGUAUGUAAGAAAAUUGCAGGUAAUAUCAUUAAACGCCAAAGAAAAGGAAGAUACUCCCGACGAAAAAGAAAAUUCUAUUGAUAAAUAUUCAAAUAAUCAGAAAUUAUGUCUUUGCGAAGCCCUGCUGGAAAUAGGAGAUUGGAACAAUGCCGCCCUCAUAAUAAGACGCUUACCUGAACAUUAUGCCCUGGAAUAUCAACCUGUCGCAAAAGCGUUAUGUAAUCUCUUAAAUUAUAUUAUCGAACCGGUGUACAGAGAAAAUUGUAAGUUGGGUAACAAGAUAAAAGGUAGACCCAUACAUCCACCAAAGACCCUUUCAAACUUGAAACUCGUCACCACUUUUCAAGAACUAGCUGACGUAGCAUUCCCGAUGUUAGUAACUCUAGGCCCUUCUUUGCGUUUCGAUUCGGUUCUUAUGUACAAAAUAAUUCGUGUGUGUCGUGCGGUAUUGGCAUCAUAUGGGAUUGAUAACGCCCACUGUUCACCUCCAGAAGGUGCUACCCUUUAUCACGAUAUUAUAACUCUCCUCGAUUCAACCGUAUUACCUGCAUUAUCGUACCUUGAUUGUAAUUGUUGCGUUGCUGAAGAAAUAUGGAACAUAUUGAAAUUGUAUCCAUACACAAUUCGAUAUUGCCUGUACAGUCGAUGGAAAAAUGAGACUUACGCCCUGUAUCCGGAAUUGUUAAGGAAACGAGGUGAUGCUGAGAAACAGAUCAAGAACAUCAUGAAACGGGUUAGCAAAGAAAAUGUAAAACCCGUGGGAAGGCAUAUCGGGAAAUUAACGCACAGUUCGCCGGGUUUCCUCUUUGAUUACGUUCUUUUACAAAUACAAGUCUACGAUAAUUUAAUACAUCCCGUUGUCGAUUCUUUAAAAUACUUGACCAGCCUCUCAUAUGACGUGUUGGGCUUCUGUUUGAUAGAGUCAUUAUCAAACGCAGACAAAAAGAGAGUUAAGCACGAUAGCACAUCUAUAUCAAAUUGGCUGCAGUCAUUGUCUAGUUUUUGUGGUGCUGUGUUCAAGAAAUACAAUAUAGAACUGACGGGACUGUUGCAAUAUGUAGCUAAUCAACUAAAAGCACAAAAAAGCUUGGAUCUGCUUAUAUUAAAAGAAAUCGUACAGAAGAUGGCGGGUGUCGAAGCGGCAGAAGAUUUAACUAUAGAUCAGCUCAAUGCUAUGGCCGGUGGAGAAUUACUGAAAGCGGAGGCCGGCAAUUUUAGUCAAGUUCGUAAUACCAAAAAAUCAUCUUUGCGUUUAAAGGAAGCAAUGUCUGAUCAAAAUCUCGCAGUCGCAUUGUGUUUAUUGAUGGCGCAACAGAAAUACUGUAUUGUAUACAAAGAGACACAAAAGAGUCACUUGAAAUUAGUCGGCAAAUUGUCCGAUCAGUGUCAGGAUACUUUAGUUCAAUUUGGCACAUUUUUGGGUUCUACUUUAUCCGUGGACGAAUACGUCAACAAACUACCUUCUAUACAAAGUAUGCUUCUCGAUUAUCACAUACCUAACGAAGUGGCGUUUUUCCUGGCUAGACCGAUGUUUAAUCACGCCAUCAACAUAAAAUAUGAUCAAUUACGAAAAACAGAUGGUAACUAUAAAAAAUUUUCUACUCAAGCCAGACAUCAAAAGUACAUCGAAGCUGUGAAAGAAAUAAUGGAGCCGAUUCAUAAAUCGGUCAUUCCGUUACACCCAGCUAAGGUUUGGGAGGAUAUUUCUCCUCAGUUUCUCACCACUUUCUGGUCUCUUACCAUGUAUGAUCUAUAUGUUCCUGAAGAGACGUAUCAACAAGUAAUCAACAAGAUUAAGCAACAGUCACUAUCAAUUCUCGACAGUAAUACGACCAAAGGUAAAAAGGAACAAGAACGUUACAUAACGUUAAUGGAAAAGCUACAAGAGGAGAAGAAAAAGCAACAUGAGCAUGUAGAUAAAGUUUUACACAGACUGAUGCAAGAGAAGGACUCGUGGUUCUUGUCGAAGUCUGUUAAAUCAGCCAAAAACGAAACAAUUACUAGAUUCCUACAGUUAUGUUUAUUUCCUCGUUGUACAUUUACCGCAGUGGACGCUAUUUAUUGCGCCAAAUUUGUUCAUACGAUUCACAUGCUGAAGACUGCAAAUUUUUCAACUCUGCUGUGCUACGAUAGGUUAUUCUGCGACGUCACAUACUCCGUAACAUCCUGUACUGAGAACGAAGCAAUGAGAUACGGUCGAUUUUUGUACGCAAUGUUGGAGACAGUUAUGCACUGGCAUAAAUCGAAGGAAGUUUUUGAAAAAGAAUGCGCCAAUUAUCCCGGCUUUGUGACGAAAUUUCGUGUUAGUAAUCAAUAUUCUGACAACUUAGACAAGGUUUGUUACGAAAAUUUCCGACACGUGUGCCACAAGUGGCAUUUUAAGCUUGCAAAAGCACUUAUCAUAUGCCUUGAAUCUAAAGAUUAUGUACAAAUCCGAAAUGCUCUAAUCAUCUUGAUUAAGAUUAUUCCAUUCUUCCCCGUAUUGUCAAAACUUAGUCAAGUAAUUGAAAAGAAAAUGGAAAAAGUUCGAGACGAAGAAAAGAAUAAGCGGCAGGAUUUGUUUACUCUCGCUACGAGUUAUUUAGGUCAAUUGAAACAAAGAAUCGCUGGCGGACACAUGAUGAAGGAAAGCGACUUCCAUCAAAUUCCCGAAAAAGAAAAAGUAUCCAAAAGUCAUUCUGACGGUUCUAAAUCUGAAAAUAAGCACAACGGAGAAGUGAAAAUUAUAGAAACGGACGAUUCAAAAGAAAAUUCAUCCAGAAGUUCCAAGGACAGGUCAGAAAGUAAAAGAAAUCGCCCAAAUGUAGAAGAUAUUUCAAAAUCUUCAUCAAAACAACAAAUAUCAUCUGCUAAUAAUUCAGAAACUAAUUUGACAAAAGACAAAAAUUCAGAUAAAGAAAGGACUCCAAAAGAAGAUAGUAAAGAUAAGCAUUCCAGAAAAGAAGAAAAGAGAGACGAGAUGGAGAGGGAUCGUGAUAGAGGAGGAGACCGUGAAAAAGAUCGAGAUCGUGAAAAGCGUAAAGAAAGGAAAGAGGAAAAAAUAUCUAUUAAAGAUGAUAGGUCGUACAGGGAGGAUCGUUUUAUUGAAAUGGUCAGUCCAAAAGAGGAUAUUCGAUACUCGACUGAUGGAGAUCGAUAUUACGACGAUCGUGGAACUAGCCAUUAUUACCAUGAUAUCCGUGAGGACAGAGAAAUAGGUGUCAGUAAUUCAAAUAGUUCGAGUGUGAGGCAGAGCCAGGAGACAGUGGAACCCGACAGAGACGUUAAACGAAGAAAAAUGGACACCACAUCCUCGAAGAGCUCUAAGUAUGAAGAACGCAAAGUGCAACAGCAAUCGGCCGAUUAUUACAUUGACAAACCCGAUAAAAAGGAGCGAUCGUCUAAGACCAAAGAGAAACGCGAGAAGAUGAGCGACGAAGAGAAGGAAUUGCGAAAGGAACGAAAAAUUGGGCGUAAAAGGGAUCGUACGGAGGAAGCAUUAAAUCAAGCUGCAGAAAUGAAAAGAAGAAGGGAAGAGGAAAAAGCUGCAAAAUUGCUUUCUCAUUCCAAUGGCGAAUAUUUGGAGACGUCACCUCAUCCACGGGAAAAGCACCAUCAUACUAGAGAAAAGUCCCCUUAUCUCAGAGAACGUGAGAGGUCACAUGAUAGGGUGGAGGUACGAGAUAAACACAGACGUGGAACGGAGGGUAAAAGAAGAUGAUUAAAAGCCGUAUUUACACAGUAAUUAAUAAUAAUGAUGAUGUUGUGUCCUCAGUUUUAAUUUUAAAUAAUUUUGGAGUCGCCCAAUUCUGUAUUAAGGCUUAAAACAAUUGUUGGAAAUAUUGUUUUUUAUUCCUUUUUAAGAAAAGUAAACUGGAUUUUGUUGUACAAACACUGGCAUUGGUCAGUUUUAAUAUAUAGUAAUACAUAGUAUAAAUUUCUUAAAAUUAUAUUUUUUCAUGUAAGAAAAAAUAGAUCUUCGAACUUAUUAAACAGUUCUUUGUAAUUAAUAAAUGCGGCAAAAUAAAAAACCUUUUUUUUUCUAAGAAGUGCAUUGUAUUUGACGUGACUAGUACAAGUUGCGGUAUAAAAUUGCAUCUUAAUUUUAUUAAUUCAAACACAUAUGGUUAACCUAACUAUCACACUUUACAUGUAUGCAUUUACCCGAUAAAUAAUAGUAUGUUUUAUAAUACUACAUCUUAAAAAAUUUAACAGUUUUUAAAAGUUGUAAUACAUAUUUUUAAUGUGUAAGCGACUUUAUUGCAGGUAAUUUGAGGAAGGCUGUGUAAUCUUGUAUUUAUUUACAACUUAAAUAUUAAUUAUUUUGAUAACGAUCUUUGUAUAAUUAUAUACAACAAAAAUGUAAUUACUAUACAUCAGAUACAAAAUAUUAGUUUAUGGGUCCACAUACAACAAUAUUAAUGAUCAUACAACAAAAAUAUUGAAAGGACUAAAAUUUUCGUUACAAAAAUUUAUAUACACGACUGGCAUAGCACUUGUAUUUAAUUACAUUACUAUUAUUAGUUUUCUAAAUAAUUAAUAUAAUCCCAGGGUGGUCCUUAUUAUAGCAAAUAAAAAAUAUAUAUAUUCUUCAAGUUUCAUGUACCAAUCGUAAUAUGAACUGGUACCAACUUGCAGUGUAAGUUUUCAGUUAUCAAUUUUUUAUUCUAGUCAAAAUAAAUGCUCAACAAAUUUGAAACUUGUCAGACCUUAUACAAUUUUUACAGAUUUUUUACUAUUAUAAAUGUA